This is a messenger RNA of Saccostrea echinata, 2653 nucleotides long. RefSeq names its product inter-alpha-trypsin inhibitor heavy chain H3-like. The record is from RefSeq and is a predicted model, not a curated record. The transcript is spliced from 12 exons. Lineage: Eukaryota; Metazoa; Mollusca; Bivalvia; Ostreida; Ostreidae. The coding region runs from base 60 to 2609 and encodes 849 amino acids.
UACAUUGUGAUAGCGAAAGAAGCAUCAACUCUCGUCACCUUUUUUUUCAAUGGAAGAAAAUGGAAUGGUUUCAUUUGUUUAAAAUUCUGUGCAUUUUCUGGAUUGAAUAUUUGCUUGGAAUACAUGUUUUGGCAACAGAAACGCCGGAACCCAACUUGAGAAUCGACAGCAUUAAGGUCCACACUGAAGUAAAAUUGCGAUUUGCAAAGUCCAUUGUGACCGGUCAUGUGACCAACCCAACAAACGGAACUGAGACGGUACAAAUCCGCCUCUUUUUACCUGUACAGACAUUUCUUUCAGAUAUCAAGAUGGAAAUGAAUGGCACAAUUUACACCGGACAAAUAAAACAAAAAGAUUUUACAAAAUAUCCUAGAGGUCCAGGGCAAAGAACAUUGGAAAGCUUUAGCCAGGCGGGAGACAGUUUUGAUUCGUUUGAUUUUAUGAUAAACCUACCUAAACAAACCGAGGUCCAGUUUUCUCUGAUUUGCCAAAAGCUUCUCCACAGAAGACAUGGACGAUAUCAUCUCACCUUUUCUAUUAUGACGUCACAUGACGUUGACGAGUACGAUGUACAAGUUGAAAUAGAGGAGACCAGAAACAUAACUUACCUCUCAGUGAAUAAUCAGACAGAAUUUGACGAAACAAUUUCAACGAUAUCUACGAAACCAUCACAGUUCAUGCUUCGUUAUCAUAAAAAGAAACCAUUAAUGCCUCAACAGACGACAUUUAGAGUUGAAUAUGACCUUGAACGUUUGUUUGACCUUGGAGAUACCGUGAUUUCUGGGGAUUACUUUGUCCAUUUUUUCGCACCAAUACUAGAGAGUGAAAUUCCGAAGUCAAUACUUUUUAUUUUGGAUAAGAGUGGAUCAAUGGCGCACCGCCUUCAUAAAUUAAAAAUGGCAAUGCACAAAAUAUUAAAUGAUCUGAAAGAAACAGAUGAAUUUGGUAUUAUAAUGUUUGAAGCUGAGGUUGAGUUUAUGUAUAUGGAACUAGUUAAUGCGUCGUUCGAAAAUAUUGAUUUAGCGAUGGAAUAUAUUGACAAUCUGACGGCAAAUGGCGGUACAAAUAUCAAGUCAGCUCUUCUACAUGGUUUAUAUUUUCUAAAUGCCGAUCAAAACACGGGGUUCGGAUCCAAGAUGAUAUUCUUCCUGACGGAUGGGGCAAUCUUUGGAAUCAAAAACAAAGCUCUAAUUGAAAUAAAAGUCGCUAACAUUUAUGAUAUACCAAUAUAUAGCUUGGCAUUCGGCAAGGACGCAGACACUGAGUUCCUCCAGCAAUUAUCUCGGCAAAAUAACGGCGAAUCCAGACAAGUGAAUGACAACGAGGAGGCCAUAAAAGACAUCACAGAUCUCUUUAAAGACAUCCCUUCCACUUUGCUGAAAAACGUAUCUUUUCACUACCCAUUUUUUAAGGAAGCAUGGACGUCACCACUAUUUUUUCCAAAUUAUUUGAAUGGAACAGAGAUUUCAGUAGCUGGUUUGAUAGUUCAGCAUGCAGAAAACUCCAGUAAUACCCCGGAUGUAGACUUCGUGGCAAAUGAGGUCGAACUUGACAACAUUACCAAAACUCAUACAUAUAUCGUUUUGAAAUCCGACGAAAAGAUUUGUCCAACUGAACACGUUUGUUUACCCGCCAAUUUUCGAGAAUUUGUGGAGAAUACAUGGAUCCACAAGAAAAUUCUUGAAAUGAUUCAUGAAAUAAAUGAAGGAAAGUUAGACUCAAAUGCAGUCGAACUUCUCAUGAACAAGAUUUUAUUCAUGUCUUUAAAGUAUGGAUUGGUAACGCCGUUCUCAGACGUACAGCUACCUGUUACAGAAGACAAUCUACUUCAAUUAAAUCAUGAAACGUCAGAGGAUGUACUUGAAAUGUAUUUGUCCGACGAAAUGCGUCAACAAAAAGAAGUGACAAAGAUACAAGCGGGAGGUGAUCCCCAUUUCCUGCUGAGUUUUCCAGGCACAGAAUUCCCGUUUUGUUUUGAUCUAGAUAAUGUUGCGUGGAAAUUCGUUCAAUUACUGUCAAGCACAGAUUUUGUGAUGAAUAUUGCCAUAAUUACGAGCACUCAGCUCAACAGACAAAAACACAAUAAAUCAUAUAUUGGGGAAUUAUAUAUAUCAUCUGAUAACAAUUACCUGUUGGUAACUCCUGAACAAAUACUUAUAAACGGGAGACAACUCCAGUGGAACAAGGAUCCAGUUGGAUCUGGAUUGUAUUUGAGUUCUUAUCAUCCUAACUGUAUCGAUUAUAAAAAUCCACGGAAUAUUAUUUUGACGAUUUGUAGAAGGCUUCAAAUGGAUGGCCAUCCCAUUGAUUAUUUAGAUAUUGCAAUAGCCAGUAUGAAAAGCAUCGGAAAGGGAGCGGGUGGAUUUCUUGGUCAGGCUUAUAAAUGGCCAAUCAAAAGGCUGGGGAUCAAGGAAGCCGAUAAGGGAGUAAUAGGGAAAUUCAUGAUUAUCAAACCUGGACAGAGAGACUAUUUCCACGCUAAACUGAAACAUCGUAAAAUACCAACAGCCUCUGCGUAUUCUGAAUGCUGGGAGAUGCAUCGAAAUGUUAAAACUUUACUGAAAGAACCUGCAAGAAAAUUUACAAAAUCCACUUUAUUUGUUAAAUAAAAGCAUUCUUAUCUGGAAAUAAAUGUAAAUGUGAUUUGUCUAAA